AGAUGGCUGGUUAUACAGAGAUAUGUUGUGGAUGGAAACUUCACUGCUCAACACAUGAACAUGAAACAGCCUCAGCCUGAUGUUUCCCUCUCUGAUGGCCUAGGGUACAUGGUGACUGAAGGUGAGUACCAGGCUCAUUUAUCAUCAGCUAAAAACGAGAGAUCCUAUUGCAGCAACCAUCAUGCAGUCAAUGCAUCAAAUACAAACAGAAUGACUGGAGUUGCUGCCACUGCCUGUGCACGGCAUGGAUGUUUUGUUCCACACUCUGUGGUGGAUUUUCAAAAGGGUGAA
Molecule: messenger RNA, 291 nt
Organism: Suillus paluster
Lineage: Eukaryota; Fungi; Basidiomycota; Agaricomycetes; Boletales; Suillaceae
Exons: 3
Source: RefSeq, a predicted model, not a curated record